This is a messenger RNA of Emericellopsis atlantica, 3840 nucleotides long. RefSeq lists its product as uncharacterized. Bases 346 to 3768 code for a protein of 1140 amino acids. The transcript has 2 exons. Lineage: Eukaryota; Fungi; Ascomycota; Sordariomycetes; Hypocreales; Bionectriaceae. The record is from RefSeq and is a predicted model, not a curated record.
CUCUGCGUGCGGCGGUGACCUCACAGGUGGGCUCGUGACGUGUGGCUAAGACCUCGAAUUGAGCCACGUGUAGAUCUGAACAAAGCAAGCACCAGCCACACUUAAGGUCCCGCUGGGCUGCUAGCUCAGUUACCUGGGUCCGGUCUCCCUAGGAAUCCGUCUCCGAGUUCAAUUUGAUUCACACUUCACACACUCCUUAUUGGUCGCAAGCUCUGCUUCACAAUGCUGCGAUUGCUGUUCUAAAAGCCUUUUGUUAUUUCCUUGGUACUAGUUCCCUUCUGGCUGGUGUGUACCAGCGGUCCUUGGUCGUUGCCAUUGAGCGAGGCGUGAGACGGAUACUACAUCAUGUUUUCGCGCAUCCGUGGAGCGAUCGACCGGACCAUUGCCGAAGAGCAGGCGCGCCAGAAGGAUCAAACGUCCCAAGGCGUCUCUCGCUCCGGCUCGACUUCCUCGCGAACGAGCGCCGGCGGUGCAAAACGUCCAAAGCCAAAGUCCGCGAGCAACGACGCCAGCAAAGCGGACGACGCGCCCAACCCCGAUCCUGCAGUCUUCGAGGCAGCGUUUGUCAUUGACGAUAGCGACGAUCCGAGUCGCGCAGGGACACCGAAGCCACAGACGAGCGAGGCGGGCGGAAAUGGCUUGGAUGGCGUGAAGGACGAGCGGGAAGAGGACAAAGCUGCCGAGGGUGCAGAAGGCAAGACUCAAGAUGACAGCGAGAAGAAGGAGGGAGAGAAGGAUGAGAGCGCAAAGGCAAAGUCAAAGGCAGCCGACGCUGCUGCCGCGCCUUCGACGGAGCUGCCUCCAGACAUCAAGCAGAAACUACGAAAGCUCGAGAAGCUGGAAGCCACCUAUCCCGAACUUCUACGAUCGUACCGCGUUGCGCAUCGUCGCGCGACCGCCAUCGAGCCAUUUGAGCGAGCGCUCCGUGAGAACACGCCCUUGACUUCCAUUGGCGAUCCGAACGCUCUGACCGAGUAUCUCAACCAACUGAACUUGCGGGGCGAUAUGGUUAUGCAAGAACUGAAGCGCGUGUCAGCAGAGAAGGACGAGCUCAAAAAGUCACACGACCAAGGCGAGGAGAAGAUCAAGAAGCUUGAGGCAGAUCUGGAGGCGGCAAAGGGCGGUAAGCCCGUCGAAGAGACUGGCGAGCCACAGGUCGAGGCUCUGCGACAGUCCGUGGAUGACAAGGCGGCUGCGCCCGAAAAGGUCAAAUCGCCCGUGCUUUCCGUCAUGGGCAUGUUCUCCCCUAAGCAGAAGGCUGCCCAGCAGGAGGCUGCGAAGGAAGACGGUGACCUCUUCUCAUACGACGAGGAGCUCCCGCAACUACAGGCAGACUUGGCUUCCAGGGACGAGGAGAUUCAGACCUUGCGCAAGGAGGUGGACGGUCUCAAGGGUGAGCUGUCUGUUGCUAAGGAGAACAGCACAGAACUGGCGAACAGCUUGGAAAAGGCGGAGAAAGAGCUCACCGGAUCCAAGGAUGCUGCUAGCUCGCACGAAAGCUUGCAAAAGGAACUCGAGGCGCGAAACAGCGAGAUUGCCAGCUUGAACGAGCGCCUGGAAGCGUCGCAAUCGCAAAUCAAGGCGUUGGAAGCUGACCUGGCAUCCGAGACCAAGGCUCUAUCCGCCAAGGUGAAGGAAGUCGAGGCGUCGCUGGCUACGCAAACAAAGCAGGUUGCCGACUCGGAGGCUGAGGUGACCAAGGCGAACCAGGCGAAGACAGUCACCAAGAAAUUGAUUGACGACCUCAAUACCCAGAUCAAGGUCUUGGAAAAGGAAAAGACCGAAAGCGAGAGGAAAAUCACUGAGCUGACCAAGAAGCUCGAGAGCCAGCCCGAGACUGCGCCCAAGCCUGUCGAGCCAGCCGCAGCACCCAAGCCAGCAGCUCCUGCGGCCCCGGCUGCUGGCGGUGGCAACAGCAAGAAGAAGAACAAGAAGAAGAAGGGCAAGGGUGGCGCUGCAGCUGGGGGACAGCAAGCUGAGGAGGUGUCCGAGGCCCCUGAGCCGGCAGCCGCCGCUGCUGAAGCUGUCGACAGCGGUGCUCUGGAGGCUGAGAUUGCGAAACUGAAGGACGACGUGUCAGUGAAGGAUGCGCAGAUCGAGAGGCUGUCCAAACAGCGCAAGACGGAGGAGGACCUCAACGAGGAGAUUGAGUCUCUUCGAGAUGACCUCCUCAACAUCGGUCAGGAUCAUGUCCAAGCCAAGGAGAAGAUCAAGACGCUUGAAGCCGAGAAGGCAGAACUCAAGGCCGAGAUUGCCGAGCUCGAGAAGAAGAUGAGCACGUCUGCUGCCUCUGAUGUCAAGGCCAACGGCCAACACAAGGAAGAGAUGGAGAAGCUCCAACGGGAGUAUGACGAUCUCAAGGAGAAAUCGUCGACGCUGCAAUCUGAUCUCGGUGCGGCGCAGCAGUUGGCGCAGACUCGCUUCAAAGACUUGAGUGAUCUACGUGAAGUGCUUCAAAAGGCACAGCCGGAGCUGAAGACGCUACGACAGGAGUCUGCUACCCUGAAGACAACAAAGGAAGAGUUGGCGACCAAGUCCAAGGAGCUGAAGGACGCAGAGAAGAAGGAGAAGGAUCUGAAGCGUGAUCUAACGCGAGCGCAACAGCAGGCCUCGGAGCGCGAGACGGAAGUCAAGAGCCUGCGGCAGAAGCUCACGGCUGAAGGUACCGCCAAAGCCCGUCUGGAGGAUGAGAAGCGUGCCGCAGGCCGUGACCUCCGCGAGGUCGAAGGGGAGAAGGCAGAGCUUGCCACACGCGCAGAGGCCGCCGAGAAGGAACUGGCCAAGGUGCAAGAAGAGGUCAACCAGCUGCGACCUCGGGUGAAGGAACUCGAGGAGCAGAUGCACAAGCUACGCAGGGAGAAGACAGCGGCGCAGGAGGAAGUCGACUUUAAGACGCAGCAGUACUCGAACGCCCAGGGGUUGCUGAGCAGCAUGCGGGACCAGACGACGGAAAUGUCCGUGCAGCUGAAGGAGUCCAAGUCGCAGGCCGAGGCCCUGGAGGAGGAGCUGGCCGAAGUGCAGCGUUUGCUGCAGGAGCGCAGCCGCGAGGGCGAGACGAUGAGACGUCUGCUCGCCGACGUGGAUGAGCGCGCGGACGCCAAGGUCCGGGACAUGCGAUCGCGGAUGGAAUCUGCAAUUGAGGAGAGAGACCGCAUCGAGGACGAGUCGAGCACCCUGGCCAGGCGCAAGGCGCGCGAGACGGAAGAACUCAAGGGCAAGAUCCGCGAGAUGGAGCGCGAGGUCAAGACCCUGACUCGCGAGCGCGACGAACUCGAGGAGAGGGAGAAGGAGUGGCGUCGCCGACGAGAGGAGCUGGAGAGCGUGGAAGAGAAGGCCGAGGCGGAGACGGCCGAGAUGCGCUCCACCGUCACGCAACUGAGGAGUGCCCUGGACGCGAGCGAAAGCCAAGUGCGCGACGCCGAGAAGCAGCGCACCGAACUGAGGAAACUCCUGGACGAGGCGCGGCAACGCUACGAGCGCACGCAGAAGGAGCUCAAGGGGACACAGGCACGGCUCAUGGCCGGCGCCGGGUCCAGUCGAAGCUCGAUCGACUCGAACAGGAGCGGACUGACGGCGAACGGGGGAGGCAACGCGUCGCCGGGUGGCGCCGACUUGAUGUACCUGAAGACGAUUCUUCUACAGUUCCUGGAGCAGAAGGACGGGAAGCUAAGAGCGCAACUGGUGCCUGUCCUCGGGAAGCUUCUCAAGUUUGACAAAACCGAUGAGGCGAAAUGGCAAAGCGCAGUGCAGCAUAUCGAGGUCCGGUGAUAGAGAGUGUUGGUUUGGGCCAUAUGUACGUAUAGAGGACCUGCCGUUGAUAUCUACCACGAAAGCAGUGCA